Molecule: messenger RNA, 1588 nt
Organism: Chelonoidis abingdonii (Abingdon island giant tortoise)
Lineage: Eukaryota; Metazoa; Chordata; Testudines; Testudinidae
Source: RefSeq, a predicted model, not a curated record
CGGCUGCGGCAGGCUCCCGUCUUCCCCCGGGGUGCCCUGCUGCGGGCAGCCUCCAUGCGGCUGCCCAUGGCGGGGCACAGCCAGGCGUCACGCGCUGCAGCUCACACCGUCUGCGUCUCCAGCACUCUCAAGAAGGCACGAAUUUGUCAAGUGGGACGAUGAUUCUACUGUUGUGACCCCAGUUCUUCUCAGAACAGAUCCACAUGGAUUUUUCUUUUACUGGACAGAUCAGAAUAAGGAGACAGAGCUGCUCGAUCUCAGCUUCAUCAGAGAUGCCAGAUGUGGGAAACAUGCCAGAGCUCCCAAGGAUCCAAAAUUGCGUGAACUGUUGGAUGCUGGGAACCUAGGAGGUCGGCUGGAGAAUCGAAUGAUAACUGUUGUCUAUGGUCCAGACCUGGUCAAUAUAUCAUACUUGAACUUAGUGGCAUUUCAAGAGGAAAUAGUAAAGGAAUGGACGGACGAAGUUUUCAGUUUGGCAACAAAUCUGCUGGCACACAACAUGUCGCGGGAUGCAUUUCUGGAAAAAGCUUACACAAAACUGAAGCUGCAAGUCACUCCAGAAGGACGUAUUCCUCUGAAGAGCAUAUACCGCUUGUUUUCCGCUGACAGAAAGCGAGUAGAGACUGCAUUAGAAGCUUGUAGCCUUCCAUCUGCCAGGAAUGAUUCAAUCCCUCAAGAGGACUUCACCCCAGAAGCAUACAGAGUAUUCUUAAACAAUCUCUGCCCUCGGCCUGAAAUUGACCACAUCUUUUCUGAGUUCGGUGCCAAGAGCAGACCAUACCUUACUGUUGAUCAGAUGAUGGAGUUUAUAAAUUAUAAACAACGUGAUCCACGGUUAAAUGAAAUCCUUUAUCCACCGAUGAAACAGGAGCAAGUUCAACAACUGAUUGAGAAAUAUGAACCCAAUAAUGCUCUAGCAAAAAAAGGACAGAUAUCAGUGGAUGGAUUUAUGCGUUACCUGAGUGGAGAGGAGAAUGGCGUUGUUCCACCUGAGAAACUGGAUGUGAAUGAAGAUAUGUCUCAGCCAUUGUCUCACUAUUUGAUCAAUUCCUCACACAACACCUACCUCACAGCUGGACAGCUGGCUGGUAACUCCUCAGUAGAGAUGUAUCGCCAAGUGCUCCUGUCAGGCUGCCGCUGUGUGGAGCUAGACUGCUGGAAGGGACGAACAGCAGAAGAAGAGCCCGUCAUUACACAUGGAUUCACCAUGACAACGGAAAUAUCCUUCAAGGAAGUAAUAGAAGCUAUUGCUGAGUGUGCAUUUAAGACAUCGCCUUUUCCGAUCCUCCUUUCCUUUGAAAACCAUGUGGAUUCCCCUAAGCAGCAAGCCAAAAUGGCAGAAUAUUGCAGAUUAAUUUUUGGAGAUGCACUGCUCAUGGAUCCACUGGAAAAAUACCCACUUGAAAGUGGUGUUCCCCUUCCAAGCCCUAUGGACUUGAUGUACAAAAUUCUGGUGAAGAAUAAAAAGAAAUCACAAAAGUCUGCUGACGGAAGUUCAAAAAAGAAGCUCUCUGAGCAGGCUUCCAACACGUGCAGUGAUACGUCCAGUGGGUUUGAACCCUCAUCUCCUGGAGCAGGUAAAAGUUGA